GCGCCGCCUGUCUCCUUAGCAACACUCAUUCAUUCAUUGCUUCCUCUCACCUGUUUGAGUUUGAGCUCGUUAAUAACCAGCAACACUUAACCCCGCCCACCUGCUUUCACUGUCCAGGUGGGCUCGAUUUCAUCAUCAUCUUCUCUGUUUUUUCUUAGCAACGUGCGACGUGGGUGGGAUCAGGUGAGGCGGAAGUGAAGGCAACAGUCAAGACAGCCGCGCGCAGCUCACCUGUCUGCAGGUAAACAUCCAGAGCAGAAGGAGGAAAAGAAGAAAAAGAGAGAAAAUGAGUAAUCCCAUCCCGUCCAAUAUGAAGUCGGAGGCCAAGAAAGCCGCCAAGAUCCUGAGAGACUUCACGGAGAUCUCCAACAGGAACGGACCCGACAAACUCAUCCCCCCUCAUGUGAUAGCGAAGGCCGAGGGUCUCGCCAUCAUCUCCGUCAUCAAGGCCGGCUUCAUGAUCACAGCGAGAGGAGGCAGCGGCAUCGUCAUCGCCCGGCUGGCCGACAGACGUUGGUCGGCUCCUUCAGCCAUCGGCAUCGCUGGUCUGGGCGGAGGCUUUGAGAUCGGAGUAGAGGUGUCGGACCUGGUGAUCAUCCUGAACCAGCGGCGGGCCAUCGAGGCGUUCACUAAAGGCGGGAACCUGACGCUGGGAGGAAACUGCACGGUCGCCGUGGGACCGUUGGGCAGGAACGUUGAAGCCGACGUCGCUCUGCGCAGCACGGCCGCCGUCUUCACCUACUGCAGGUCCAGAGGUCUCUUUGCUGGGAUUUCUCUGGAGGGCUCGUACCUGAUCGAACGCAAAGAAACCAACCGCAAGUUCUACUCCCAGGACAUCCGAGCCUCGGCUAUUUUGAACGGUGACGUAGAUCCGCCGACUGAGUGCCACGAUCUUUACUACAUCCUGGACGCCUACGCCGAGGCCUACACCACCGACUGGACCAAGAAGAACAUGCCAGUAAAGUCGGUUCGUCCUCCAUCCAGACCUCCAGCUCCUCCAUCACAGAAAGCAUCGAGCAGCUCCCAGCAACAGUCCUCCAACACUGGUGGAGGACAAGCAGCGGGCGGGGCCAGCGGGCAGCUUGUUGUCACGGCAUCCCAUCCCUUUACAGGUCAGCAGCCUGGCGACCUGAGCUUCUCCCCCGGCGACCGCAUCACCAUCAUCACCAAGACCGAGUCCCAGUACGACUGGUGGGAAGGACAACUGGACAACGGACAGGUCGGCAUCUUCCCCGCUAACUUUGUCACGUAUUGAUCGCUGCCCCC
Messenger RNA from Scomber scombrus (Atlantic mackerel), 1266 nucleotides. It is a transcript of the gene sh3yl1, whose product is annotated as SH3 and SYLF domain containing 1. Gene Ontology annotation, cellular component: ruffle membrane. The record is from RefSeq and is a predicted model, not a curated record. Gene Ontology annotation, molecular function: protein binding; phosphatidylinositol binding. NCBI's taxonomy places the organism in Eukaryota, Metazoa, Chordata, Actinopteri, Scombriformes, Scombridae. The transcript has 9 exons. Bases 287 to 1255 code for a protein of 322 amino acids.